CAGGAUUGUUUGUACACGGAAGCAGGAACAGGUUGUCAACACCUCCUCCUUUUAUAUAUGUCAAUGCUCCAUAGCCAUAGUCCAGCCAACCUGUCAAUCUGCAUUUAUCAACGCGUAUUGUGACGCCAGCUCAAAGGACAGACAGGUUAAAUACAUUUGGUUUGUGUUUUUCUAUCUCUGUGCGGACACAAUGAGGACGGCUUUCCUGACACUCACAAUAUGUCUGUGUUUCUGCCUUGUCAGAGGGGCUCCAGUAAACGAAAGCAAACCAGAUCAGCUAGAUAGCAGUACCAGUCCACCGGCAGUCAGUGCAGGUGGGAAGCAAGACUUCUCUACUUCUAAUGAAACGGAAGGUGAACCUAAUGAAAAAGAAAUGGAGAAAACUGAUGGGAAUUCUACAGUAAAGCAUGACGGGGACAUCGUACCAGAUACUAAAGUCAAUAAAGGUCCGGGCGAAACUGGCAAACCAGAACAAAAAAAGAUAGAGCCGGAAGUCAGCAAGCAUGGGGUAGCAAAGACCCAAAGUCCGGAAAGUCCUGGGGGUGAAAGCGGCAACAAAACAAAAAACAUGACUGAUCCGGUGCCUGUUUUGCCGAGCAAUCCAAAAAGUACAUCUGACAAAGAGACGGAGAUUGGGAAAACCAAUGGUAAGGAGCCUGCAGGCAAACUGACAGCCGGCGCAGAGGCUGCAAAAGCAGAACCUACAGCUACCGCAUCGACACCUGCAGAGUCGGCAGGGAAAGACGAGGUGACAGAAGGAGACAACGACGACGAGGACGUGACAGAAGGAGACAACGCCAAGAAGGACAAGACAGAAGGAGACAACGACGACGAGGACGAGACAGGAGACAACGCCAAGAAGGACGGGACAGAAGGAGACAACGACGACGAGGACGAGACGGAAGGAGACAACGCCAAGGAGGACAACCUCAAAGAAGAGGACACCAGAAAUAGAGAAGCAGGAGGGAGAAACCCGUAUGACCCGUCUGAUUUAAAGAACGAGGCAGAAAGCAGUCACUUCUUUGCCUACCUGGUCUCUACGGCUGUGCUGGUAGCAGUCAUUUACAUCGCUUACCACAACAAGCGCAAGAUACUUGCUUUUCUUUUGGAGGGGAAGAAAUCCAAAUCCACACGUCGACCUAAAUCCACAGGAUACCAGAAGCUGGAGCAGCAUAUGUAAUCUCGACUCUGUCUUGAAGCCAUUGAGCCUCGCGCUGCUGAGCACACUGAGAGCUCGUGUGAGAAGAGAGUGAACGGAUACUGGCAUUAGAUAUUCCCCGGUGCACUCUGCGUUGAUUUCACCCUUUUUGCUAAACGGACAUUCUUCUAUUUUAUACCCGUAGAUGCUUACCAUAUGACUAUGCAGAUGACACUGUUGCCUUAUUGAGGGAACUAGUGAAAUGCAGUGAAGGUAAAAAUAAGCAUGCUGUUUUUGGCACUUGUGUCGUAAUUCCACUUUUAAGGCGAUCUUGUAAUUAGACCUGACUAAGGUCCGGACUCAGGAUAUUUCAGUAGCAGAUGAAAAUAAUAUAAGUGUUAGUACAGUACGUUUAGUGAUUGCACUGUGCACUAAAUAAGCCAUCUGAAUCUUUGUGUACAAUUACUUUGAGGUUGUUUUAAAGAUUAAAUAUAUAUCAAGGGUUUAGACGUACUAAAUUACCGGUAUUACCGAUAUCCGCUAGUGUUUAUAACCACAUGGUGUUGGCCAGAUGAAUGUAACGACAUUUUCCAAACGAGAUGCGAGCACAGUGCUCAACCACUUUAACAUGAUGAAUAAACUUCUGUGCUUAAAGCAACAGUUUUGGAAAAACGUGUUUACUUGCUGAGAGUUAGAUGAGAAGAUCAAAACCACACUCAAAAUUGGGCUGCAACUAACGAUUAUUUUUCUCUAUUUAUCGUUCCGUCUAUAAAACGUCGAUCCCAGUUUCUCAAAGUCCAAGGUGAUGUUUUUAAAUGUCUUUUGUCCAAAACUCAAAGAUAUUUAGUUUAUUAUGAUAUAAAAUGGAGAAAAAAAUCUGGAAAUCUCCAUAUUUGAGAGGCUUUAA
This is a messenger RNA of Sander lucioperca (pikeperch), 2045 nucleotides long. RefSeq names its product trans-golgi network protein 2 (gene tgoln2). The transcript is spliced from 4 exons. The record is from RefSeq and is a predicted model, not a curated record. Bases 191 to 1180 code for a protein of 329 amino acids. NCBI's taxonomy places the organism in Eukaryota, Metazoa, Chordata, Actinopteri, Perciformes, Percidae.